Messenger RNA from Manihot esculenta (cassava), 838 nucleotides. RefSeq names its product caltractin. Gene Ontology annotation, biological process: centriole replication; mitotic cell cycle. The coding region runs from base 130 to 639 and encodes 169 amino acids. NCBI's taxonomy places the organism in Eukaryota, Viridiplantae, Streptophyta, Magnoliopsida, Malpighiales, Euphorbiaceae. The transcript is spliced from 7 exons. Gene Ontology annotation, cellular component: centriole; centrosome. The record is from RefSeq and is a predicted model, not a curated record. Gene Ontology annotation, molecular function: calcium ion binding.
GUUGAGCCCAUAACGUGUUCCCCUGUCCCUACUCUCUUCAAAGUUCCAAUCUGUAAAGGAUUUUUCAGCAUCUCUGUUGAGUAUUUCUCGUUGAACUUCCGGAAUCUCAUUGCAUCUGCUGGAAAUCCAAUGGCAAGUCUUUACAGUGGGAAAUCAAGGAAAGAGAAACCCAGAGGACGCCAUCAAGCGUUAAGUCAACAGAAGAGACAAGAAAUCAAGGAAGCUUUUGAACUAUUUGAUACUGAUGGCUCAGGCACUAUUGAUGCCAAGGAGCUCAAUGUUGCCAUGAGGGCACUUGGUUUUGAAAUGACGGAAGAGCAAAUAAAUCAAAUGAUUGCAGAUGUUGACAAGGAUGGCAGUGGUGCAAUUGAUUUUGAUGAAUUUGUGCAUAUGAUGACGGCCAAGAUCGGAGAAAGGGACACUAAGGAGGAGCUCAUGAAAGCGUUCCGCAUCAUUGACCAAGAUAACAAUGGAAAGAUAUCUGUUGAUGACAUUAAGCGAAUAGCAAAGGAGCUGGGUGAGAACUUCACCGACAGAGAGAUUCAAGAUAUGGUUGAUGAAGCUGACAGAGAUCGUGACGGGGAAGUGAGUGUGGAGGAAUUCAUCAGGAUAAUGAAAAGGACAACAUAUGGAUACUAGAGUGGAGGAGUUCAGCACUAUGUCGACAGCCAUCUUAUGCUGAAGGGGUUGGUGCGGCAUUUCUGUAGCUGGAGUAUAUUCGUAGAAAUAAAGUUUUUUUUUUUAUUAAAUCUAAAGAAUGGUUUAUGAUGUAAUUAGUUGUGUAUACUUGAGGGAUAUUUAACUUUGUUUAUCUAUUUCUAUUUUCUCCUUUUCUUUA